AUGGCCCCGGGCGGGUGGUGGCACCGGCGGGUGAUGGCCCCGGGCGGCGGGCGGGGGCUGGGCCGCCUCCCGCCGAGGGGAGCCCUGCACGCCGGCUCCCGCCCAGCGUCCCGGGCCGCCGCUGGCCGCGGGCCCCGUCUCGGCACAGCCGCCACCACGGGGUUUCUACCUUGGUGAAGGUAUACUGGACAAGUGUUGACUUGAAAGCUGCUUUUAGGAUGUCUGAAGAUGACGAAAAAGUUAGACUCCGUCGAAUUGAACCUGCCAUUCAGAAAUUCAUCAAAGUGGCCAUUCCAACAGAUCUGGAAAGGUUAAGAAAACACCAAAUAAAUAUUGAGAAGUAUCAGAGAUGCAGGCUCUGGGACAGAUUGCACGAAGAGCACAUUAACGCAGGACGAACAGUUCAGCAACUUCGUGCCAAUAUGAGAGAGAUGGAAAAACUGUGUUUGCGAGUCCGACAAGAAGACAUCCCAGUUCUGCAGAGAAUGAUAAAACCUGUGAAAGACGAAGCUUCAUUUGCCAUAAAAGAUUUCCUGCAGCUCCAUUCUGAAUCUGCAGAAGAACUUAAAAGGCAACUUGAAGGACAGGAGGAUGCCUCUUUAACCAGAUCUGCAACUGUAGGAGGAGAAACUUCAUAUAACAUGGAAGUGAAGGAUGGCUCCCAAAGUUUAAUCCAGAUCUACUCCCGCCUUCCUGAAAUACCUCAGGAAGAAAAUGCAGCUGAGUCCUGGGAAAAUUUAGAAGAGGACUUGAUUCAGCUUAGCCAGUUGGUGACUGAUUUUUCUGUCUUAGUCAGCUCUCAGCAGGAGAAGAUUGACAGGAUUGAAGACCAUGUCAACAGUGCUGCUGUGAAUGUUAAAGAGGGAACCAAAAACUUGGGAAAGGCUGCAAAAUACAAGCUGGCAGCCCUUCCUGUGGCAGGUGCAGUCAUUGGUGGAGUGGUGGGGGGUCCUAUUGGUCUCCUCGCAGGCUUCAAAGUAGCAGGAAUUGCAGCUGCACUUGGUGGUGGGAUUUUGGGUUUCACAGGUGGAAAAUUAAUACAAAGAAGAAAAAAAAAAAUGAUCGAGCAGGUCUGUUCUAGCUGUCCAGAGCUUUCUCACCAAAGUGCCAAAAAAUCCAGCUGAAGUAUAAAUUCAUUAUGACUAGGAACAAAAGCGUAGUAGCUGCGCUAAUGACAGACACGCAGCCUUAUGCUUUAAAUACAAGGCUGAGCUGUGUGAAUUUUGAUAAGUGCUGUUACUUGGGAGGGGUCAAACAGUUAUGUCAGAAUUUCUGUCUUCAGAUGUGGUGACAUCAGUCCUUUAGAAAUUGUACGGGUGACUUUUAUUAUGAAAAUUCUUAGGUGUGUUAUAUGCACAGCUGUUAAGAUGGGUGACAGGUGCUUCAUGCCAAAUUUGCACAAAGUGUCUUGCAGACAAUACAACGAGAGGUACCUGGAGAACCCUAGUGCUUUCCCAUGAAUGCCACCCAGAAGCUGGAGCUUUUAUUAUAGUGCUCCAAAGAAAAGGAGAUAUGCUCCGCGUGCCUUUCAUGGUCAUAGUACUUUCAUUUAUCUGGAUUCCCAAACUGCCCCUGUGUGUACCCCCAGGGUAUGACUGGCUAUGCCUGUUCAGUAACGCACAGGGAAGCAUUAGCUGCUGUAAGAGGUGAAAAUGGUGGGGACUAAUAUGGAAAAACCCCCUACGUGUAUCCCAUAUCUGCCUCCAUCAGCCAGAUCAGAACAGCAUCAUAAGCAGCUUUUCCCCUUUUUCAGGUACCUUUUUUUUUUAUUUUAAAUUUGUGAACGUCUUGCUCAAAGCGUAGUUAAGAAUUCAACAGUUUAAGCAGCAACCCCGCAGGAAUGCUAGUGGAGAUUAAUAAUUUUCCACGGCUGUUCAACUACUUGGCUUGUCCUGAGAACCAUACAGGUGACGUGCUGGGCUCUAUCUAGCCUUUCGAACCUGAAGCCUCAGCUUAAGCAGUGCUUGCUGAUAGAUAUUGCCUUGGCCUUUGCUCUCCAGCAACAGUGCUGUGGUGGGAGAGCUCUAUAGCUUCCCUGGAAGGCAGUGCUGCAGUGAGGCCCACUCUCUCAAUAGUCUUUUUUUAUCCCUCAAGGGUGGCAUUUAGGCACCAGGUCAAAGGACGGUGAAGCAGCGGUGCAAUGGUGCCAGUGUCAGCUGACAUCCCCAGAUGGUGGGGCUGUUUUGAAAAUGUCAACCUGAUACUGUUUAGAGUAAGUAAACCAGGCUUGCCUGGGUCAGCUGCACACCUCUUGCGUGCCGUUCCAUUCCAAAACUUCCGCUUCCACUCACACUUCCACCAGCCACUGAUAGCGUCUCAGCUUUUUCAAGAUUUUGGGACAUGCAGUGGAGCCUGUGUGGGGUGAGAUACUGUUAGUGCUUUUGCUAGCUUUUUAGAGCAGAUGCCUGUUACUCUUACCAUCCUUAUUUUACUGCUUAAGAAGCCUUUUGCUUCUGAAACUCCCAUUGUUAAAUACAGAAGGGUUAAUGUGUUUUUACUGUCACAGUUGUAAUCCGCUGAUCAGCCCCUAGUCCUACCUCCAUCCUUCCAGGACAGUUCCCACACUACUGCUGCUACUGUUUGGGGGAACAGGAGCUGAGGUUGGGAGGCUGCUUUUUAAAGUUUUUAGAUUGUUCAAUUCAUCCUGAGCUCUGCUUGAGUCUGAUUUUAUUAGGUGAACACUGAAGUCAGUGUUCAGUUACAAGGCUCCCUAGCAGGGAACGCUGUAUAAGGAAGCAUACUAUAGAAGAGGAAGCAUACUAUAGAAGAGCUCCCUUUUCGUAACCAGUACUUUGAUACCAUCAUUGGAAAUAACUGUCUGCUAAUGACAGAUGAUAGGGCUUUCUGCCUAGAGGCACUGUAAGCAACUGUUAGUUACAGCACAAGCAUCUUUUUCUGAACGGUUCUUCCUAUUACUUUUAAAAUAUGAUUGAAAUCGGUAUCUGUCAGAGCAUUGUGUCUACUUCAGGUAGGUCUGAGGCUCAGGGAAGCAACACAUGCGAGAAUAGUUUUCACAAGAAAUCACAAACAUUGUCAAAAAUCCAUGUGUUAAAGCCACAAUGCCUACAUCUGUAAAAUCUGCUGGAGUGGAAAACUUGACCUAAGUAAUUCAGCUCCUUUGCUCCAGUCAGGCGAAAAGCAGGUUUUUUUAAAUGCAUCUACGAGCUUGUAAUAACUUCACACUAAGGCUAUUCAUUCCUUUGAUAUGUAAUUUGUACAUUUAAAGGAAGAAAAAAAAAAAGUGUUCUUAAUCAGAAACUGUGAUUGAUUCUUUGUAUGAUUUUUCUUUGUAUGAUUUUAAAAACCUGUCUGCUUUCCUACUGUAUGCUUCAGAAUCACGUGUGUUUAAAUGACAGCAGCCACAUCAGAGACAUUGCAGACUCCACCCUCUCCCUCUGGACUAAUGCCAGGACAAUCUAAAUUCAUAAAACUGAAUUCCGGCUGCAGCUUAUACGAAUUCAGCUUAGUAUGCACUCAUUAUAUGAAAUGUCUAGCACAAAAAACUAUUCUUCCUCCUUGUGUCUUUAAGGAAGCAAUUUCAAAACGUGGUGUAUGCACUAGACUUGGCAGAGUAUUAUUUAAGCUAUGAUUUUUUUUUAAAUAGGUGGUUUAUUUACAUAUGUGAAGAAACAUGGGCAUCUGAAUAACCAAACUAGCAUUUAAAUUGCUAGGCACGUGAGUCAGAAGCAAUGUGAGAUAAAAUAAUUCUUUCAGACCAAAUACAACUUUUUGCCUAUGAGAUUGGUUGUAGCAUUUACUGAGAACGUCGGACUUUAUUUCUUUUCAGCAGCUAAAAGAUUAAUCCCUCACAAAUUUUAUAUUGUUAAAAAAACUGCAUUAACAAGA
This is a messenger RNA of Falco peregrinus (peregrine falcon), 3846 nucleotides long. It is a transcript of the gene STX17, whose product is annotated as syntaxin 17. Lineage: Eukaryota; Metazoa; Chordata; Aves; Falconiformes; Falconidae. Gene Ontology annotation, cellular component: autophagosome membrane; SNARE complex; plasma membrane. The record is from RefSeq and is a predicted model, not a curated record. The coding region runs from base 219 to 1124 and encodes 301 amino acids. The transcript has 8 exons. Gene Ontology annotation, molecular function: SNAP receptor activity; SNARE binding. Gene Ontology annotation, biological process: intracellular protein transport; vesicle fusion; exocytosis.